UAAAUAUUGAAACAAAACAUUAAUCAAACAUAAUACGGUUCUAACUCUAGAAUGAAUCAUUACUGUUUAUCUGUGUUCUUAGUUGCGCUUGCAGUAGUAGGUGUAGUACUAAGCGCCCCAGAGAAGUCGUUUGAGGAAAACUUGACAAUUUUCAGGAAAGUUAAUGUGGAUGAUGUGCUCAAGAGCGAUCGCCUUGUCAAAAAUUAUGUUGACUGCAUGAUUGGUUCAAAAAGUUGCACCGCCGAAGGAGCUGCUUUGAAAGCAAUCUGGAGAAAAAUUCUUGAUGAUCCCUGUAAAGAAACGUGUUCCCAAGAAGAUAAACGAAAAGUACAAAAAUGCAUAAAGCAUCUCUAUGUAAACCACCGCAAUUGGUACGACGAGUUGGAGACAACAUUGAUUAACGACGAGGAAUACCAGAAGAGAUAUAAAACCUAUCUUGACGCUAUUCUUAAAGAUGAUACUUUGUAAACAAAUAUUAGUAAUUUUAUGAACAUUUCAAUAUAAUUUAAAUUGUGGAGAAUAAUUAUUAAGAUUAAAGUUAAGAAUAUAAACUUGAAAA
Diabrotica balteata is the source of this 559-nucleotide messenger RNA. The record is from the annotation of a GenBank genome assembly. NCBI's taxonomy places the organism in Eukaryota, Metazoa, Arthropoda, Insecta, Coleoptera, Chrysomelidae.